AUGUCUUCCUCGUAUUUGCUAGCAGUAUUGUUUCUUGGAGUGGUGUUUCUGACCACUCACUCUCUUGCUGAUGAAGAUACUUACACCCCCAUUUACAAGCCACCUCCUUUGGAAAAACCCCCAAACCCAUAUCACAACCCUCCCAAGCCAACUGUCCCUAUUUACAAACCUCCAGUGUUUCCUAAACCUCCAGUGCAUGAACCACACCCACCUUAUGGGAAACCACCGGUGUACGGGAAGCCACCACCUGUAUACGUGAAGCCACCUCCUGUGAACCAGAAGCCACCACCUGUGUACGUGAAGCCACCUCCUGUGAACCAGAAGCCACCACCGGUGUACGAGAAACCACCACCUGUGUACGUGAAGCCACCUCCUGUGAACCAGAAGCCACCACCGGUGUACCAGAAACCACCACCUGUGUACGUGAAGCCACCUCCUGUGAACCAGAAGCCACCACCGGUGUACGAGAAACCACCACCUGUGUACGUGAAGCCACCUCCUGUGAACCAGAAGCCACCACCGGUGUACGAGAAGCCACCACCGGUAUACGUAAAGCCACCACCUGUGUACGUAAAGCCGCCACCAGUUAACGAGAAGCCACCACCGGUUUACGUGAAGCCGCCACCUGUCAAUGAGAAGCCACCACCAGUGUACCAGAAGCCACCACCAGUGUACCAGAAGCCACCACCCUACUACAAGCCACCACCUUACGGCCACUACCCUGGACACCCUCCAGUUGAGAAUUAA
Ziziphus jujuba (common jujube) is the source of this 747-nucleotide messenger RNA. Its product is annotated as proline-rich extensin-like protein EPR1. The transcript has a single exon. The coding region runs from base 1 to 747 and encodes 248 amino acids. The record is from RefSeq and is a predicted model, not a curated record. NCBI's taxonomy places the organism in Eukaryota, Viridiplantae, Streptophyta, Magnoliopsida, Rosales, Rhamnaceae.